Molecule: messenger RNA, 213 nt
Organism: Neurospora tetrasperma FGSC 2508
Lineage: Eukaryota; Fungi; Ascomycota; Sordariomycetes; Sordariales; Sordariaceae
Exons: 3
Coding region: 1-213 (70 amino acids)
Source: RefSeq, a predicted model, not a curated record
AUGGGUCUAGAGGACUUUGUCGAGGAAGUCGCCGACGCUGUUGAUGGGCAGGAUGCCGCUGAGCAAGCAUCAGCCGAUAAGACGGGCGAUGACGCCAAUGAGGAUGUUGUUGUUGACAGUAUCGUCGAUGAAGUAGCAGAGAAAGAAGACAUCCCGGCAGCUCUCCUUCCUGAGAUCAAUGAUGCCGUUAAUGAUGAAUUCAACAAGCUCUGA